UUGUCAUACCAAACAACACGAUACGGCAGCAUCUUAACCUCAAAUUGCACGUGCGGUCCGCUGCGGAGGACCAGCAUAGCGCCAGCAGCAGAGCAGCGUGGGGGCAGUGAAUGCGAGGAAUGUGUCAGAGGCCAUCAGAUGAAAGUUGUCGUUGCUCCGGCUGGUGUUGAUAUCGUGGGACGUUUCCCAAUCGCCUGGCCGCGAGCCAAGCCCGUAGUCGCGGCGGCGGCGCUCACAUCUCCCUCUCUCCGGCCGGAGUCGCGGCCGCGGCGUCUGUCUCUCUGCUCUGCUGCUCACCUCUGGAUGUGGGCGUGAGGCCUGACCUUGAUGUUGCCUCGUCUCGACCCACUUCUCAAUCAAGAUCAAGAUUGGAGUCCGGCGGCAAAAGGCGCGAGUGAAGAUGCAGGAGCUGCGGCGUCGCGGCCCCAGCCUCAGUCCUCGACUGUGUCGUCUGCUGGGAGGCUGCUGUCUGCGCCCGGCGCCUGGAGCCGCACGACCUGGAGCCACUGGAGCAGACUGCAGGAGCUGGAGCGCGAGCAUUCCCUCCAGGAGCAUGUCGGACCACGUGUCGGCGGGGCAGAGCUACGAGGAUGCGAUUCAAGCUCUUAAUUCCCUCCAGAGCAAUGCAGCGUACAUCACGGAUCGGACUUUGGGAAAACAAGCAAAUGGAUUAACUUUUACUCAGAAAUACUCUUCAAUGAUUGAUCUUGGUCUAAAUGAACUAUCAAAUCUAUCUGUCAUCCAUGUGGCUGGAACUAAAGGCAAGGGUUCCACAAGCGCUUUGUGUGAAUCUAUUUUACGUCAUAAUGGAUUCCGAACUGGUUUCUUCUCUUCACCGCAUCUUGUAUCAGUCAGAGAACGCUUUAAGAUUGAAGGAAAAUCAAUAUCCCGUGAGAAAUUUACUAGUUACUUUUGGGAAAUUUUUAGAGCUUUGGAGGAAAAAAAGGAUUCUGAAAUGAGUAUGCCUCCUUAUUUUGUGUUUUUAACUAUUAUGGCUUUUAAAGUAUUUCUUAAAGAAAAGGUAGAUGUUGCAAUUUUUGAGGUAGGUAUAGGGGGAGAACAUGACAGCACCAAUGUUUUACAAAAUGUGUCAGUGGUUGGCAUAACUGCCCUAGGCAUUGAUCACACAGCUUUGCUUGGGAACACCUUGGCAAGUAUAGCUUGGCAAAAGGCUGGAAUCCUUAAGCCAUCAGCUAUCGCAUAUUCAGUGUCAGGCCAUCCACAGGAAGCCUUGAAAGUAUUGGCAGAAAGAUCAGUGGAACGAGAGUGUCCUUUACUGAUUUCUCCACCUCUGGACAAUUACAAGUGGCCAGAUUUAUCAUCAAGGCAGGCUGCUUCUUCAUUGUUUCGCACACAAAAACUCAAUGCAUCCUUGGCUCUUCAGCUGACUAAUGCUUGGAUGCGAAGAAGAAGUGAAACAAAUUCAGGAUUUCACAAACCUAUCAUCAGCCCAAGUUUGAAAGAAGCCCUUCCAUUUUCUAUAACUAAAGAAACAGCUACAGGACUGUUCAAUUGCAGAUGGCCUGGGCGAAUGCAGAUCUUAGAAUCCGACUGUGGUCGUAUCAACUACUUUAUUGAUGGAGCUCACACUGUUGAAAGUAUGACAGCAUGUGCAGAAUGGUACAGCAAACAUCGUCCCUCAAGAUCAAACACAAAACAUGCUUUACUUUUAAACAUGACAGGAGAUCGCGACCGCUUACAAAUCAUAGAACCAUUAUUCCAAUUUCAAUUUGACAAAGUAAUUUUCAGUCCUAACAUAGCAUCCUCAUCUCAAGGUAAAACUAUAAAAUGUGACAAUCAGAAUCUCAGAGUUUCUCAUGGUAGUCAGCUGCAACAAACUCAAGACUUGCAUGACCUGUGGGUAUCAAAGACUUGUUAUACAAAUAACAAUAAGAAUAAAGACAAUCAAGUAUUCAUUAAUACAUCAGUUAAAACUUGUGUUGAUGAAGCACUGACAGAGCUGCAGGAUGAAGCAUCAGAAUGGUGUAUUCUAGUGACUGGUUCCUUACAUUUAGUUGGUGCAGUGUUAAGUAUAAUUGAUCCUAACCUUGAGAAAUCAGAGAGAUCUUAGGCUCAUGGUGUGUGUAAAUGUAACUAUGUUGUAGUUAGCCAUGCAUCAUUUUUAUAUCAUGAUUUGAAUCUCAUCACUAUUUCUCAUUCUGUUUUGAAACAAUUGCUGAUGGCAUGUAUUUUAUGUCUCAGUAAUUCUAUUGCACAAGAUUUGAGUCAAAACAUUCCAUUUAUAAUAAAAUACUGGAUAUUAUGUAUAUCAAGGGGAAGACGACUUGGGUAAUCCGUUGAACACAAGAUUUCAGAGUCGUUUUCUCCACUAUAUUAUAUAGAAUACUUAUAUGGUUUUCUAAGGUAACUAUUUAAAAUAAAUUACUGAAUCUCAA
Molecule: messenger RNA, 2396 nt
Organism: Frankliniella occidentalis (western flower thrips)
Lineage: Eukaryota; Metazoa; Arthropoda; Insecta; Thysanoptera; Thripidae
Product: folylpolyglutamate synthase, mitochondrial
Exons: 9
Coding region: 401-2071 (556 amino acids)
Biological process (GO): tetrahydrofolylpolyglutamate biosynthetic process
Cellular component (GO): mitochondrion; cytoplasm; cytosol
Molecular function (GO): tetrahydrofolylpolyglutamate synthase activity; ATP binding
Source: RefSeq, a predicted model, not a curated record